UAAGAUUGUUAUCAACCUAAUAUAAGAUCCUUGUUUGCGCCUCUAUUUAUUUUUAGUGAUAACAUUUUUAUUGUGGAUUGUAGGCAGGAGAAAUAUGGGUUGCACACAAGGUCUCACGAGAAUAUUUGUAUUUUUGGCAAAUUUUGCCUUUUUUUUGGUUGGUGCAGCUUUAUUAAUUCUAGGAAUACUGUACACGGUCAACUACACAAAAUUAUCAGAUGCUAUCCCUGACGAUUUCGAAGCCAUCAGAUAUGUUUCUAUUAUUGCGAUAAUUAUAGGCUCCAUUAUAGUGUUUAUUGCCUUUUUGGGAUGCUGUGGAGCACUCAGGAGCAACACAUGUAUGUUGACAACGUAUGCUGCCAUCCUUUUUGUUAUUUUCUUGAUUCAAGUAGCUUUGGGCGUGUACGCUUUGCUAAAAAUCAAAGAUGAUAAUCAAUUACACAGUGGAAUAAACUCAGCUCUAAACCAACUACUUCAGGCAUACUAUCAGGAGGACACAGCACAACAAACUUUCGACUUUAUACAGGAAACCUUUAAGUGUUGUGGAGUAAAAGGUCCUUCAGAUUGGAAUACUACACCAACCAGUUGUGGAUCCUAUACAACAGGCUGUUCAAAUAUCGUAUUUGACUGGAUUCUCAGUUCUGUAAAAGUUAUAGGAAUAACAGCAAUCGCCGUCUCGGCAGUAGAAGUUAUAGGUGCCACCUUAGCUCUGUGCCUCUCCAAUUGCAUCAGAAAUCAUAACAGACAGACGUCAUAUUAUUAGAUAUGAUUAAGCUAAAUUGUGUUAUGGUGUAAAAAUACGUUUUUUUAAGUUAUUUGUGUGUUUAACCGAGUUAUAAAAAUAAUAUUAUGAAAGAUAGUUUUUUUGUACUUACUCUAAAUAAAAAAGAUAUUUUUCGUUUACCACGCUUU
Messenger RNA from Sitophilus oryzae (rice weevil), 912 nucleotides. RefSeq names its product leukocyte surface antigen CD53-like. The transcript is spliced from 5 exons. The coding region runs from base 95 to 763 and encodes 222 amino acids. Lineage: Eukaryota; Metazoa; Arthropoda; Insecta; Coleoptera; Curculionidae. Gene Ontology annotation, cellular component: membrane. The record is from RefSeq and is a predicted model, not a curated record.